Messenger RNA from Aureococcus anophagefferens, 13256 nucleotides. RefSeq lists its product as hypothetical. Gene Ontology annotation, biological process: microtubule-based movement; mRNA splicing, via spliceosome. Gene Ontology annotation, molecular function: ATP hydrolysis activity; dynein light intermediate chain binding; ATP binding. Gene Ontology annotation, cellular component: dynein complex. Bases 158 to 13240 code for a protein of 4360 amino acids. Lineage: Eukaryota; Pelagophyceae; Pelagomonadales; Pelagomonadaceae. The record is from RefSeq and is a predicted model, not a curated record. The transcript is spliced from 8 exons.
AAGCUGCUCCGCGUCGUCGUCCUCGUCAAGCGCACGGCGCCCUGGGCGCGCCCCGCCGCCCCCCUCGCGCGAGGAGUCGGCGCCGCCGCGGCUCUCUCACCGAACAGCAAAUCUCCGCGCGGACCGACCGCGCGCCGAGCCCACGACCUAAGCGACCAUGUCGACGCUCAGCGCGGCCCGCGCCGACAACUUCUACUACCCGCCGAACUGGGACCCGUCGAAGGAAUCCCUGUCGCAGCACACGGGCGACACGCGGGGCCGGAACCAGUACGAGCAGGAGGGCCUCAUCCGCUUCGAGCUGCCGUUCGACGGAUGGUGCGAGGGCUGCGGGCGCCACGUCGGCAAGGGCGUGCGCUUCAACGCGAAGAAGGACGCCGACGGCAAGUACCACAGCACGACGGUCUGGAAGUUCACGAUGCAGUGCCCGUCCUGCACGACCAAGUUCGUCAUAAAGACGGACCCCGCGAAGUCGGACUACGACUUUGCGUCCGGCAUCCGCCGCAAGGUCGAGUCGUACGCAGAGGACGCGGCCGACGGCGCGCGCCUCCUCGGCGACACGGACCACCGGGCCCAGGAGGCCGCCCUCGCGAAGCGGCGCGACCCCAUGGCGACGCUCGAGCGCACGCGGGACGACAAGGCGAAGGCGAAGCGCGCCGCCGGCGAGCUCGCGGAGGACUGGGGCCGCGCGGAGCGCUUCUACGACGACUACGGCGCGAACCGCGCGCUGCGGAAGCGGCACCGCGCCGUGCGGAAGGACGCCAAGGAGCGCGACGGCAUGGGCCGGCGCCUCGGCCUCGCGAUCGAGCUGCUGCCGCCGCAUCCCGACGACGCCGCGGCGGCGAGGGCCGUGACCUUUGCGCGGCCCCGGCGCGCGGCGGCGGCGCCCAAGGCGACGUCCAUCUUCGGCCGCCCCGUCGCGCCGCGGUCGUCCAAGGCCGCGGCCCUCGCGCGCGAGCGCGGCAUCGACCCGAAGCGGCUCCAGCUCAAGCCCCGGCCCGGCGCGCGCGCUCCGGCGCCCGCGGCGCCGACGACGACGACGCGGCGGCGACCGAGGCCCGUGGAGCCCUUCGGGGGCGAGCUCGAGGUCGAGGCGCACAAGACGCUCCGCGACAUCUUCGCCCCGGGCACGUGGCGCAUCGACGGCUGCCGCGAGCGCAAGUCCGUGAACCACGACAAGAUCCUCGCGGACAUCGAGGCGAGCGGCAAGGACUCGGCCUUCGCGGCGGCCGUCUGCCCCUUUUCCGGGGUGACGGCGCUGCACGCGUGCGCGAUCAACGGCUACCUCAGCCUGCUCAAGGUCCUGGUGGAGAAGUGCGAGAUGUCACCCCUGGUCUGCGCCGGCGGCUUGAGCUCCAUGAUGAGCAGCCGCCUCGAGCACGUCCGCGGCGCCGACGCGAUGUGGAUGGCGAAGCGCCGCGGCCACAAGCACGUCAUCGAGUACAUGAAGACCCUACCGAUCGUCAAGCAGGCCACCGUGUCCCUCGAGAAGCAGCUCGUCGUCAUGGAGGCGGCCCACAAGGAGGCCGUCGCGGAGGCCAAGGAGCGCGCCGUCGAGGAGGCCGCGCGCAAGGCCGAGGAGGAGGCGCGGCUCGCGGCGGAGGAGAAGAAGCGCAAGGAGAAGGAGAAGGCCCAGCGCAAGAUGCGCGACGAGAUCCAGGCCUUCGACGGCGUGCUCCGCGCGAAGAAGAAGGCCCUCAUGGACCCGAGCUACGCGUUCAAGCUCGCGGAGACGGGCCAGGCCAAGGCCAUGGAGCUCCUCGAGGACGAGAAGCAGUCGCACAAGCAGGACACGAACCGCUGCAAGGCCAUGCGGAACCGCGCCGAGGACAACGAGAUCGGCGCGGAGAUGAAGAAGCCCGAGCAGCUAGGAGCUGUGCCGGAAACAACCACUGGUCUGGGUGGUCCCGACCAAACUUCAAACCUCUCGGUCAAAUCGAAGCUCAUCGCGGACAUCGACGAGAUGCUCAACGAGUACAUCGCGCUCUGGGAGCUCGACGAGCAGCUGGAGAAAUACGUCGCCGAGGCCAACGACACGCGCUGGGGCGAUCUGGUGCCCGAGGAGCUGGAGGAGAACGCGAAGAAGCUCACGUCCAAGGUCAAGAAGCUCCCGAAGCCCGUGAAGACGUCCGAGGCGUUCAAGGUCCUCGACCGCCGCGCGAAGGAGUUCUACACGUCGUGUCCGCUCAUCCUGUCGCUGCACACGCCCUGCAUGAAGAAGCGCCACUGGGACGAGCUGCUGGAGGGCGCGCACGCGACGCUCUCGGAGACGCCCAUCGAGAACCCGAACAUCGAGCUCUCGGAGAUUCUGAGCCUGGAGCUGCACCGCGCGUCCGUCGCCGCCGUCGUCGAGGAGGUCACGGACAAGGCCGUGAAGGAAGCGAAGCAGGAGGAGACGCUGGAGACCCUCGAGGUCAACUGGAGCGGCAUCGUCUUCGUGCGCACGCCCUACGACAAGGACGAGUCCGUGCCGCUGCUCAAGAUGGACGAGAAGGACUUCGAGCAGCUCGAGUCGGAUUUACUGACGCUCCAGUCCAUGGUCUCCUCCCGCUACGAGUUCUUCAAGGAGCGCAGCACGAAGUGGCAGGCGGAAUUGCAAAACGUCGGCGAGGUCAUCGCGAUCCUCGCGGAGCUCCAGCGCAUGUGGUCCUACCUCGAGCCCCUCUUCGUCGGCUCCGACGAGGUGAAGCGCGAGCUGCCGGAGACGGCGGCCAAGUUCGCGGAGAUCGACGCGACGGUGCGGUCCCUCCUGAAGGAGGCGUGGGAGACGAAGAACGUCAAGGCCGCGUGCAACAAGGAGGGCCUCAUCCCGACCCUGGAGGACAUCACGGUGAAGCAGGACAUGUGCAAGAAGUCGCUCAACGAGUUCUUGGAUUCGAAGCGCAUGCAGUUCGCGCGCUUCUACUUCGUGUCCGAGGCGGACUUGCUCGAUAUUCUUUCCAACGGGUCGAACCCGUCCGCGAUCAUGAAGCACGUCGACAAGGUCAUGCUCGCGACCAAAACUUUAACGCUCACGGACGACGACGCGGAGACGGGAAGACCGACGGCCCUCACGUGGAUCUCGGGCGUCGGCUCGGAGUGGUGCGAGUUCACGCCGCCGCCGAAGCUCCUCAACAAGGUCGAGGUCUACCUCCAGACCGUGUUGGACGCCCAGAUGACCACGCUCGUCGAGCAGGCCAAGCGGUCCAUCGGCCGCUACGCGUCGACGGCCGUGCGCACGGACUGGCUCCAGGAGAAGGCGACGGCGAGCGACGGGGCAGCACAAGAGAGCGACAUUCCCAACUUCAAAGGCUCAUAUCUCGGCCAUUUUCCACUCGCGAGCGACGGCCGCACGAACGGCGCCGACGCGGGCCAGAUCGGGCUGCUCAUCGCCGCCAUCUACUACACGAAGGAGUGCGAGGACGCCAUGGAGAAGAUCGCGGGCAACGGCGACGAGGCGCCCUACGUCGAGUUCCAGACGCGGACGCUCGCGCAGCUCUCGGAUCUCAUCCUGCUCACCAAGGGCAAGCUCGACGGCGCGAUGCGGACGCGCGUCAUGUGCAUGAUCACCUACGACGCCCACAGCCGCGACAUGAUCGAGAAGACGCUGCGCGCGAAGUCGUACCAGAUCUCGAGCUUCCAGUGGCAGUCGCAGCUCAAGAUGCGCUUCGACGAGUCGCAGAACCGGUGGCUCGUCCACAUCCUCAACGCGGAGUUCGACUACGGCUUCGAGUACCUCGGCAACGGGCCGCGUUUGGUCGUGACGCCCCUCACGGACCGCGUCUACGUCACCGCAACCCAGGCCCUGAACCUCUGCAUGGGCUGCGCGCCCGCGGGGCCCGCGGGCACGGGCAAGACGGAGAGCACGAAGGACCUCGCGUCGGCGCUGGGCAAGUGCUGCUACGUCUUCAACUGCUCGCCGGAGAUGGACUACAAGUCGUUGGGCAACAUCUUCAAGGGCCUGGCGUGCUCCGGGUCCUGGGGCUGCUUCGACGAGUUCAACCGGCUGAUCCCCGAGGUCCUGUCCGUGUGCACGGUCCAGUUCAAGGCCGUCUGCAACGGCGUCAAGCGCGUCAAGACGGCGCGCAAGGUCGCGCGCAAGAGCGGCAGCCCCUUCGACGAGGCGGCGCGCAUGACGACCAUCGAGGGCGACCUCGUGAAGCUCGACGAGACGUGCGGCGCGUUCAUCACGAUGAACCCGGGCUACCUCGGCCGCUCGGAGCUGCCCGAGGGAUUGAAGGCCCUGUUUCGGCCCAUGACGGUCAUGGUGCCCGACCUCGUCAUGAUCUGCGAGAACAUGCUCAUGGCCCAGGGCUUCGUGAGCGCGAAGUCGCUCGCGUCCAAGUUCUACUCGCUCUACUCGCUGCUCAAGGAUCUCCUCUCGAAGCAGGAGCACUACGACUGGGGCCUGCGGGCCAUCAAGUCCGUCCUCGUCGUCGCGGGCAUGCUCCUCCGCACGGACCCGGACAGCGACGAGGACAACAUCCUGAUGCGCGCGCUCCGCGACUUCAACAUCGCCAAGAUCGUCAAGGCCGACGAGGUCGUCUUCUUCGGGCUGCUCAACGAUUUGUUCCCGGGCCUGGACCCGCCGCGCGUCAUCGACAAGACGCUGGAGCAGUCCGUGGAGAAGGCCGUCGAGGAGAGCGGCCAGUUCGGCGACGACGUCUUCAAGCUCAAGUGCGUCCAGCUCGACGAGCUCAUCGCGAUCCGCCACUGCGUCUUCGUCAUGGGCCCGCCGGGCUCCUUCAAGACGUCCUGCUGGAAGAUGCUCGCGAACGCCUACAAGAUCAAGGACCCGGACAACCCCGUCAAGGUCGUGGACAUCAACCCGAAGACGAUGCCGACGCAGGACCUCUACGGCUACAUCAACAUGGUCACGCGCGACUGGAAGGACGGCCUCCUGUCGACGAUCAUGCGCGACCUGGGCCAGAUCGACGACGAGAAGCCCAAGUGGAUCCUGCUCGACGGCGACCUCGACGCGAACUGGAUCGAGUCCAUGAACUCGGUCAUGGACGACAACCGCCUGCUGACGCUCGCGUCGAACGAGCGCAUCCCGCUCAAGCCCCACAUGCGCAUGAUCUUCGAGAUCCGCGACCUGAAGUACGCGACGCCGGCGACGGUGUCGCGCGCGGGCAUCCUCUACAUCUCCACGGACGAGGGCUUCCAGUGGCGGUCCAUGAUCAACACGUGGGUGUCGACGCGCUCCGGCGACGGCUUCACGGACGAGUCGCGGCAGUGGCUCACGGAGUGCUUCGACGAGUACGUGGGCCCGUCCCUGAAGUGCUUCCGGAAGAUGCUCACGUCCAUCCCCCAGUUCGAGACGACGCUCGUGGAGAAUUUACUGCGACUGCUCGACGCCACUUUGACGGCGAACGAGCUCCAGUCGCAGCGCAACGUCGCCAUCACGUUCAGCUUCUGCGCGGUCUGGGCUUUAGGAUCCUCGCUGGGCAUCGCCGACGACGGCAAGGACUACAAGCGGACCUUCAGCGAGUGGUGGAAGAAGCAGUUCCGCAACGUCCAGUUCCCGACGAAGGACACGGUCUUCGACUACUGGCUCGACACGGAGUCCAUGUCCUUCGAGUCGUGGAAGAGCAGUCCCGCGUUCUCCGAGGUGGCCUUCAACAGCCGCGAGAUGAACAUGUCCGACGUCACCGUACCUACCGGCGAGAGCGCGUCGGUUUCUUUCUGGCUGAAGCUCCUCGUCGACGGCCACCACUGCGCGAUGCUCGCGGGGCCCUCGGGCACGGGCAAGACGCAGCUCAUCAACGGCCAGCUCAAGGCGCUCAACCCGGAGCAGACGCUCUUCCAGACCAUCAACAUGAACUUCUACAGCUCCGGGCUCGUGCUCCAGGCGAACCUCGAGGUGUCGCUGCAGAAGAAGACGGGCAGUCUCUACGGCCCGCCGGGCGCGUGCCACAUGGUCUACUUCAUCGACGACCUGAACCUGCCGGAGCUCGACAAGUACAACACCCAGUCGGCCAUCGCCCUCGUGCGCCAGCACCUCGACUACACGCACUGGUACGACAUCACGAAGCUCGCGCUCAAGACCGUCGAGAAGUGCCAGUACGUCGCGGCGAUGAACCCGACGGCGGGCUCCUUCCACGUGAACCCGCGCCUCCAGCGCCACUUCACGACCUUCGCCGUGUCCAUGCCCAGCGACCAGUCCCUGGGCAUCAUCUACGAGACGUUCCUCAGCGGCCACAUCAACAACGUCUUCACCAACACCGCGGCCGAGAUGAUGAACAUGCUGCCCAAGAUCAUCAAGACGACGCUCCUCGUCCACAAGGACGUCUCCGAGAACUUCCGCAAGACGGCGACGAACUUCCACUACGAGUUCAACAUCCGCCACGUCGCGGGCGUCUUCCAGGGGCUCCUCAUGACGUCGCCGGCCAAGUUCGGCAACACGUCCAUCGUCGCCGACUGCUGGCUCCACGAGUGCUACCGCGUCUACGGCGACCGCCUCGUGUCGCCGGAGGACCUGGCGAAGUUCGACGGCAUCAUGGCCGCGCAGGCGAAGAAGGGCUUCGGCGAGUUCAACCUGAGCCGCUUCUACGGCGAGACGCGCGACCCGUUGACCUUCUGCCACUUCAUCGAGGGCAUCGGCGAGGACCCCAUCUACGACCAGAUCCACGAACUGGCCGUCCUGCAGAAGAUCCUGGACCAGGCGCUCGAGGAGUACAACGAGUCGAACGCGCAGAUGGACCUCGUCUUAUUCGAGGACGCGCUGAACCACAUCUGCCGCAUCACGCGCAUCAUCAACAACCCCCAGGGCCACGCCCUGCUCGUCGGCGUCGGCGGCUCGGGCAAGAAGUCGCUGUCGCGCCUCUCGUCCUUCAUCUGCGGCUUCCAGACGACGAUGAUCCAGAUCUCCGCGACGUACGGCAUCAACGACCUCAAGGUCGACCUUCAGGCCAUGUACAACCGCGCGGGCGUCAAGUCCGAGGGCGUCAUGUUCCUCUUCACCGACGCGGAGAUCACGAACGAGCGGUUCCUCGUCUACCUCAACGACCUGCUCGGCUCCGCGGACAUCGCGGAUUUGUACGCGCAGGACGAGAAGGACACGGUCAUCAACUCGUGCAUGAAGAAGGCCAAGGCCGCGGGCUUCGCCCCGGAGGCCGGGCCCGUCUACGAGUACUUUUUGCAGGAGGUGCGCAAGAACCUGCACGUCGUGCUCUGCUUCUCGCCCGUCGGCGAGGCGUUCCGCAUGCGGUGCCGCAAGUUCCCGGCCCUCGUCAACUGCACGGUCAUCGACUGGUUCCAGCCCUGGCCGAAGCAGGCGCUCUACUCCGUGGGCUGCAAGUUCCUCGCGCAGAUCGAGGACCUCGGCGGCGAGGAGGUGCGGCAGCAGAUCGAGAACUUCAUGCCCUACUCCUUCGACUCGACGAACAAGGCCGCCGUCGAGUACUUCGACAUGGACGGCCGCUACGUCUACACGACGCCCAAGUCCUACCUCGAGCUGCUCAAAUUGUACGCGACGGUCCUCGACACGAAGCGCGCGGAGAACGACCAGGCGACGAAGCGCCUCAAGAACGGCGUCCAGAAGCUCGAGGACUGCACCAAGGUCGUCGACGUGCUCAAGGAGGAGAUCGCGGGCAAGGUCGCCGACGCCGAGGAGAAGAAGGCCACGGCCGACGGCAUCGCGAAGCGCGUCAAGGCCGAGAAGGAGGUCGUCGAGAUGGAGUCCGAGAACGCGUCCAUCGAGGAGAAGAAGGUGACCAAAAUCGCCGCCGAGGUCACGGCGAAGCAGCAGUCCGCCGAGGCCGACCUGGCCAAGGCCGUGCCCGCCGUCGAGGCGGCCAUGGCCGCGCUCGACACGCUCGACGUGAAGCAGCUCCAGAUGUGCAAGACCAUGGCCAAGCCGCCGCCGGGCGUCGACGACGUCUUCAGCGCCUGCCUCGUGCUCCUCGCGGGCCUCAACCCCGCCGUGACGGUCCAGAAAUCGGGCAAGGUCAAGGACAAGGACCGGUCGUGGGACGUCGCGAAGAAGGCGCUCCUCGGCGACCCGAAGAAGUUCGUCGACGAGCUCAAGUCCUACAAGGAGUCCUUCGACGGGGGCAAGGUGCCCCUCAUCAACUUCAAGGAGGUGCGCUUCUACCUCGCCAUGGAGCACUUCCAGCCCGACAUCAUCAUGGGCAAGAACUCCGCGGCCGCGGGCCUGUGCAACUGGUGCAUCAACAUCGUCGUCUACUACGACGUCGUGUCCAUGGUCGAGCCCAAGAAGAAGCUCGUCGCCGAGGCGACGAUCCAGCUCCAGGAGGCGAACCACAAGCUCGAGCAGGUGCGCAAGAAGGUCGCGGAGCUCGAGGAGCGUUUGGCGAUCCUCGUGUCGGAGCUGCAGGAGGCGGAGAAGGUCAAGAACGAGGCCGAGGAGGUCGUCGCCAAGGGCCAGAUGAAGUUGGGUCUAGCCGAGCGCCUCCUGGGCGCCCUGUCGUCGGAGAACGUGCGCUGGUGCGCGGGCAUCGAGUCGCUCGGCACGUCGCGCGCGUUGCUCGUCGGCGACACGCUGCUCAGCGCCGCGUUCAUCUCCUACAUCGGCCCCUUCACGAAGCAGUACCGCACGAAGCUGCUCGAGGAGCAGUGGGUGCCGCGGCUCCGGUCCCCGACGACGGGCGUGCCCGUGCCCAUGUCCAAGGAGGCGGACCCGCUCACGGCGCUGACCAGGGCAUCAAAAGAGAGCGAAAUUCCCAACUUCAAAGGCUCCGAUCUCGGCCGUUUUCCACUCGCGCUGACGACGGACAGCGAGAUCGCGCUCUGGCAGACGAUGAAGCUCCCCGCGGACCCCGUGUCCACGGAGAACGGCGCCAUCGUGUCGCGGUCCACGCGCUGGCCCCUCCUCAUCGACCCCCAGCUCCAGGGCGUCGCCUGGGUGAAGACGCAGAACACGCGCGACAAGAACGCGAUGCUCCGCGUGUCGCGCCUCGGCACGAAGGACCUGCUCAAGACGCUCAAGGAGUGUUUGGUCGGGGGCUUCCCCAUGCUCGUCGAGAACAUGGGCGAGCAGAUCGAGGCGUCCAUCAUGCCCGCGGUGCAGCGCGCGAAGAUGCGCCGCGGCGGCCGCUACUUCCUGAAAUUAGGGGAAGACGAGGUCGAGUACCACGCGAACUUCCGCAUGUUCCUCCACACGAAGCUGAGCAACCCCCACUACCCGCCGGAGAUCCAGGCCGAGUGCACGCUCGUCAACUUCACGGUGACGCCCGCGGGUCUCGAGGACCAGCUUUUGGCGCUCGUCGUGUCGAAGGAGCGGCCGGACCUCGCGUCCCAGAAGGUCCAGCUCAUCCAGCAGCAGAACCAGUUCAAGAUCAAGAUGAUCCAGAUCGAGGACGAGAUUUUGGCGCGCCUCGCCGCCGCCGAGGGCGACAUCACGGACGACAAGGACUUGAUCGAGGGCUUGGAGGCCGCGAAGCGGACCGCGCGCGACAUCGAGGCCAAGCUCACGGCGGGCCGCAAGACGACGGAGUCCAUCAACAACACGUCGGAAAAGUUCCGCCUCGUCGCGCGCCGCGGCUCCCAGCUCUUCUUCAUCAUGAACGACCUCGUGAAGAUCCACACGUACUACAUCUACUCGCUCAACGCGUUCGUCGUCGUCUUCUUGAACGGCAUCGACCAGGUCCAGCGCGAGUCCAAGGAGGCCGAAGAAGAGGCGAAGCCCAAGAAGAAGAAGGGCUUCGGCCUCAAGGCCUUCAAGAAGAUCGCGAAGAAGGUCAUCGGCGGCCUCGAGCGGUUCCCGUGGAACCGCGACAUCCUGAUGAACGCGUCCCACAGCGACACGCUCGACAGCGACUUCCUGGACAAGCUCAUGUCCAUCGGCAAGAAGAAGUCGCCCCGGGGCGGCGAGGGCUCCGAGGGCACCUUCAAGGUCGGCGACGUCGUCGAGGGCGACCUGUGCGUGGGCACGGUCAGGAAGCUCUGCAAGGUCGGCGACGUCGCCGCGCUCGUGCUGGAGACCAAGGCCGACCCGCCGCGCUACUACGUCGUGCCCGAGACGACGGUGGAGAAGUACGUCGACUACGCCGCGCGCUGCGUCAAGCUCAUCGACACGUGCACGUCCGUCUGCUUCAACUACGUGCGCCGGGGCCUCUUCGAGCGCGACAAGCUGACCAUCGUGUCCCUCUUCGUGCUGACGCUCCAGAUCGCCGACGACAAGCUCGACGGGGCCUACCUGGGCAUCAUGCUCGGCGGCCGCGAGGCCGAGGGCGAGCCCGCGCCCGUCGAGGCGUCCGCGUGGCUGCCCGAGGCCACGUGGCCCAAGCUCCGGGCGCUCCAGGAGGACUGCGGCGACAAGGUGCCCAUGUUCGGCGGGCUGCUGAAGCACAUCGAGGAGAACGCGUCGGCCUGGGAGUCCUGGUACAACCACAAGUCGCCGGAGACGGAGACGCCGCCGCUGCCCGAGGGCUGCCCCGCGCCGAACCUGUUCGAGAUGGUGCUCCUGCUGUGCACCAUGCGCAGCGACCGCGUCACCAUGGGCGUGACGAACUACAUCGCGUCGAACUACGGCGACGGCUACGUGCACCAGCCGCCCUUCGACAUGAAGAAGGCCUACCAGGAGUCCACCGCGUCCACGCCCAUCUUCUUCGUGCUCUUCCCCGGCGUCGACCCGACGCUCUGGGUCGAGAGUUUGGGCGAGUCCUUCGGCAUCACGGCGGCGAACCACAAGUUCGUCAACAUCUCCAUGGGCCAGGGCCAGGAGGCGCCCGCGGAGGCCAUGCUCGAGAAGAUGGCCCACGACGGCGGCUGGGUCAUGCUCCAGAACCUGCACCUCAUGCAGUCCUGGCUGCCCGUGCUCGAGCGCAAGCUCGAGGUCUGCUCCGAGCACGCGCACCAGGACUUCCGGUGCUACGUGUCCGCGGAGGCGCCGUCGUUCAGCUACCAGCGGAACAUCCCCGAGUCGCUGCUCCAGUCGUGCAUCAAGGUGUCCAACGAGGCGCCGAGCGACAUCAAGUCGAACAUCGAGCGCGCCUGGGCGCCCUUCCCCCAGGCGCGCCUCGACGAGUGCACGCUGCCGCUCGAGUUCCGGAGCUGCCUCUUCGGCCUCUGCUUCUUCCACUCCGUCAUGCUCGGCCGGAAGCGCUUCGGCCAGCAGGGCUGGAGCCGCAAGUACGGCUUCAACAUGGGCGACCUGACGAUCUGCGCGGACGUGCUCCAGACGUACCUCGACGACAACGGCCGCGUGCCCUGGGACGACCUCCGCUACAUCUUCGGCGAGAUCAUGUACGGCGGCCACAUCACGGACUUCUGGGACCGGCGCACGAACAACACGUACCUCGAGGUGUCCUUCACGCCGAGCCUCCUCGCCGCCGAGGAGCUCGGCGAGGGCUUCAACUCGCCCGACCCGGCGACGCACACGACGCGCGAGAUGUACGUGGAGCACCUCAAGACGAAGCUGCCGCCGGAGAGCCCGUUGAUUUAUGGGUUGCACAUGAACUCGGAGAUCGCCUACCUGAACUCGGCGACGACGGCGCUGCUGAGCACGAUCCUGCGGCUCAAGGCGGGCUCGAAGGCCGGCGGCGGCGGCGGCGGCGGCAGCGGCAUCGACGAGAUGAUCACGGACCUCAUCGAGCGCCUGCCGGAGCCCUACGACCUCAUCGACAUCAACGAGAAGGCGGCGCCCCUGCUCAAGGGCAAGGAGGCGCCCUACAUCGUCGUCGUGCUCCAGGAGGUGGGCCGCAUGAACGGUCUGUGCGCGGAGAUGGGGCGGACGCUCGAGGAGCUGCGCAAGGGCCUGCUGGGCCAGCUCAACAUGUCGGAGCUCAUGGAGGAGCUCAUGUCGGCGCUGCUCAUCAAGCAGGUGCCGGGCCGGAACCCGUUCCACACCGCGUCCUGGGAGAAGUACGCGUGGCCGUCGAUGAAGGGCCUGCUGCCCUGGUUCGCGGACCUGAUCCAGCGCUGCGAGCAGCUCACGGCCUGGAGCGGGGCCGAGGGCAUCAAGACGCCCACGUCCGUCUGGCUGCCGGGCCUCUUCAACCCCACGGCCUUCCUCACGGCCAUCAAGCAGGUGACCGCGCGGAACAACUCGCUCGCGCUCGACAAGAUGUCGACGGAGACGCACGUGUCCGCGUUCAACGAGCCCGACGAGAUCACGGAAAGACUCACGGAGGGCGCCUACAUCCACGGCAUGUUCUGCGAGGGCGCGUGCUGGGGCGAGGUCGAGAACGAGGCCUUCGACGACACCGUCGACUCGACGCAGCUCGCGGGCAUCCUGCGCGACUCGCGGCCCAAGGAGCUGCUGCCCCACAUGCCCAUCAUCUACAUCAAGGCCGUCCAGGUCCAGCCGACCUGGGAGCCCUCGGCCGUGGGCUACCUGCGACCGGAGCCGACGAUCUACAACUGCCCCGUGUUCGGGUUGCUGCAGGGCACCAUGGUCCAGACGUUGCCGUCGGGGAAGCUCGCGGCCUUCGAGAACGCGUCCGACGACGACGACUCGAGCGACGGCGGCGGCGACAGCGUCGACCACGACGAGCUCGCGCGCGCCGGCGAGGCCGCGAGCAGCGACGACGACGAGAGCGACGGCGAGGCGGACGCGAGCGACGACGAGGGCUACGACUCCGAGGCCGAGGCCGCGGCGGCGGCCGCGCGGAAGCCCAAGCCCAAGGCCUCGGGCCUGUCGCUCGGCGAGCGGCUCCGGCGCCUCGAGGAGGAGGCGACGGCGCGCGCUGCCGCGGGGACGUCCGCCAAGGACCUGCGCAAGGCCCGCGCCGCGCCCAAGGCGACGCGGUCCCGGCCGUCGAAGAACGCGCCCGCGGAACAGUCGUCGAAGAAACGUCCCGCCGCGCGGACCAUCGAGGGCCUCAAGAAGAAGCAGACCGUGCGCGACCCGCGCUUCGAGGCGCUCUGCGGCACCUACGACGCCCACGCCACGGAGAAGCGCUACGGCUGGCUCGACGACCACGAGGCCGAGGAGAUCUCGCGGAAGCAGGGCCAGCUGAAGACGAAGAAGGGCCGCAAGGACGCGGGCCUCAAGGCCGAGGUCGACGACGCCGUGCGCAAGCGCAAGCAGCGCAAGCACGACGAGCGGAAGCGCGACGUCGUACGGUCCAUGAAGCGCGAGGAGCGGACGAAGGUCAAGGCCGGAAAACAGCCCUACUACGCGAAGAAGUCCGUCGUCAAGCAGCGGCUCCUCGAGGACCGCUUCGACCAGCUCAAGAAGGCGGGCAAGCUCAACGGGUUCCUGCGGAAGAAGGCGCGCAAGCCCACGUCGCUCCUCGAGGCCGGCGCGCGGUCCCGCGAGGCGCGCGGCGUCGUGCCCCGCGGCGCGGCGCAGAGCUAAGCGCUUGUUUGUGGCC